UCUAUUUCUCAGUACACCUCUGGUUUCCUACCAUGAAAAAACAUUUCAGCAGGAGGAGUAGGAAGAGAGAAGAACUAUAGGAUGGUGUUGUGGCUGUGAAAGGGAGGCUGGGUGAGAGGAAGGAGAAAAGAACCCUCUAUCUGUAUGACCUGACAAGUCUGCAUGGUGAGUUCUUAUAAAACACGAUGGAACACCCUCACUCAACUGACAGGUCUCCUCCCUCUCUAGAGUCUGAAGGAACAGGCCAUGGUCAACCAGAGCUCCCCACUGGGCUUCCUCUUCCUGGGCUUCUUGGCACACCCAGGGCUGGAAAGAAUCCUCUCUGUGAUUGUCUUGAUUUCUUACCUCCUGACCCUUGUGGGCAACACACUCAUCAUCCUUCUGUCCGUGAUGGAUCCUAGGCUUCACUCACCAAUGUACUUUUUCCUCUCCAACCUCUCCUUCUUGGAUCUCUGCAUCACCACAAGUUUUGUUCCCCAGAUGCUAUUAAACCUCUGGGUCCCAAAGAAGACCAUGAGCUUCUUUGGCUGCUCUGUCCAGCUCUUCGUCUUUCUGUUCCUUGGGACCACUGAGUGCAUCCUCCUGACAGUGAUGGACUUUGGUCGCUAUGUGGCUGUCUGUCAGCCCCUCCACUAUGCCACCAUCAUCCACCCCCACCUGUGUGGACAGCUGGCAGUUGUGGCCUGGGCUAUGGGUUUGGCCCAAUCACUAGUACAGACACCACCCACCCUCCGCCUACCUUUCUGCCCCCACUGGCAGAUAGAUGACUUUGUAUGUGAGGUUCCAUCUCUAAUUCAACUCUCCUGUGGGGACACCACCUAUAAUGAGAUUCGAUUGGCUGUGUCCGGUGUCAUUUUCCUGGUUAUGCCACUCAUUCUCAUUCUUAUCUCAUAUGGUGCCAUUGCCUGGGCAGUGCUGAGAAUUAACUCUGCAAUAGCAUGGAGAAAGGCUUUUGGAACCUGCUCUUCCCACCUCACUGUAGUCACUAUCUUUUACAGCUUAGUCAUUUCUGUCUACCUCUAG
Molecule: messenger RNA, 1023 nt
Organism: Loxodonta africana (African savanna elephant)
Lineage: Eukaryota; Metazoa; Chordata; Mammalia; Proboscidea; Elephantidae
Product: olfactory receptor 2H1-like
Exons: 1
Coding region: 247-1023 (258 amino acids)
Biological process (GO): detection of chemical stimulus involved in sensory perception of smell; G protein-coupled receptor signaling pathway
Cellular component (GO): plasma membrane
Molecular function (GO): olfactory receptor activity; G protein-coupled receptor activity
Source: RefSeq, a predicted model, not a curated record